AUGGAGCCCGUCUGCUGCUGGGAAGUGAGAACACACCCAGAUGUUUCCACUACCGUGGGGACCCCUGCUAGAGAUGGCCCAGCUGUUACUACCGUGGGGACCCCUGUCAGAGAUGGCCCAGCUGUUACUACCGUGUGGACCCCUGCUAGAGAUGGCCCAGCUGUUACUACCGUGGGGACCCCUGCCAGAGAUGGCCCAGCUGUCACUACCGUGGGGACCCCUGCCAGAGAUGGCCCAGCUGUUACUACCGUGGGGACCCCUGCCAGAGAUGGCCCAGCUGUUACUACCGUGGGGACCCCUGCUAGAGAUGGCCCAGCUGUUACUACCGUGGGGACCCCUGUCAGAGAUGGCCCAGCUGUUACUACCGUGUGGACCCCUGCUAGAGAUGGCCCAGCUGUUACUACCGUGGGGACCCCUGCUAGAGAUGGCCCAGCUGUUACUACCGUGGGGACCCCUGUCAGAGAUGGCCCAGCUGUUACUACCGUGUGGACCCCUGCUAGAGAUGGCCCAGCUGUUACUACCGUGGGGACCCCUGCUAGAGAUGGCCCAGCUGUCACUACCGUGGGGACCCCUGCUAGAGAUGACCCAGCUGUCACUACCGUGGGGACCCCUGCCAGAGAUGGCCCAGCUGUUACUACCGUGGGGACCCCUGUCAGAGAUGGCCCAGCUGUUACUACCGUGUGGACCGCUGCUAGAGAUGGCCCAGCUGUUACUACCGUGUGGACCCCUGCUAGAGAUGGCCCAGCUGUUACUACCGUGGGGACCCCUGUCAGAGAUGGCCCAGCUGUCACUACCGUGGGGACCCCUGCCAGAGAUGGCCCAGCUGUUACUACCGUGGGGACCCCUGCCAGAGAUGGCCCAGCUGUCGCUACCGUGGGGACCCCUGUCAGAGAUGGCCCAGCUGUCACUACCGUGGGGACCCCUGUCAGAGAUGGCCCAGCUGUUACUACCAUGGGGACCCCUGUCAGAGAUGGCCCAGCUGUUACUACCGUGUGGACCCCUGCCAGAGAUGGCCCAGCUGUCACUACCGUGGGGACCCCUGCUAGAGAUGGUCCAGCUGUCACUACCGUGGGGACCCCUGUCAGAGAUGGCCCAGCUGUCACUACCGUGGGGACCCCUGCCAGAGAUGGCCCAGCUGUUACUACCGUGGGGACCCCUGUCAGAGAUGGCCCAGCUGUUACUACCGUGUGGACCCCUGCUAGAGAUGGCCCAGCUGUUACUACCGUGGGGACCCCUGCUAGAGAUGGCCCAGCUGUCACUACCGUGGGGACCCCUGUCAGAGAUGGCCCAGCUGUCACUACCGUGGGGACCCCUGUCAGAGAUGGCCCAGCUGUUACUACCGUGUGGACCCCUGCCAGAGAUGGCCCAGCUGUUACUACCGUGGGGACCCCUGCUAGAGAUGGCCCAGCUGUCACUACCGUGGGGACCCCUGCCAGAGAUGGCCCAGCUGUUACUACCAGAAAAAUUGAUUAA
Molecule: messenger RNA, 1473 nt
Organism: Procambarus clarkii (red swamp crayfish)
Lineage: Eukaryota; Metazoa; Arthropoda; Malacostraca; Decapoda; Cambaridae
Product: mucin-22-like
Source: RefSeq, a predicted model, not a curated record